Molecule: messenger RNA, 485 nt
Organism: Rotaria sp. Silwood1
Lineage: Eukaryota; Metazoa; Rotifera; Eurotatoria; Philodinida; Philodinidae
Source: the annotation of a GenBank genome assembly
AUGCGUCUUUAUUGUCUAUCAGAUGAUCCAAAUUUACCAUGUUUUAUUUUAACAAUAAAUGGUCGUUCAAUAUUAUUAGAUUUUCCAUUACCAAUUGAUCAUUUACUUGAUUAUUUACCAAUACCAUCACCAGGUUGUUUAAAUAGAUUUUCAUCAUUACCUAAAUAUAAAUUAUUAUCAUAUAAUAAAGAAAAUAAUCUUCCACAACAAAUAAAUGAAUUACGUUUAUUACAUAAUCAAAUAUAUGUUUAUUCACCAAUUGAAUUUUAUACAUUAGAUUCUAAUCAAUAUAAUUUUUCAUUAAUUGAUAUUAUACUUAUAUCAAAUUAUGAAACAUUUCUUGCUUUACCAUAUUUAUUUAAAAAAUAUAAAAAUUUAAAUGCACAAAUUUAUUUAACUGAACCAACAUAUCGUUUUGGUCAACAACUUAUGUAUGAAUUAGUUACAUAUGUUGAACAACAAUCAAAAAUGAUACAAACAAAUAA